AUGGUAGAUUCCUAUUAUAGAUUUGUUCGGGACAGCUGUAAUUUCCCUGGGAACUCACAUGAUGCUGUAAUUUUUCGUUCAACCGACCUCUGGAACCCAAUACAAGCAGGUUUUAUGCCAACAAUUGGUAAAGCUGUGGGGGAUAUUACUGUCCUCGUGGUUGGAGAAUCUGCAUUCCCCCUUCGUUCGUGGUUAAUUAGGGCAUUUACCAAUGCUGUACUGACACCUCAGCAAUGUUACUUCAACUAUCGCCUGUAAUGAGUAGAUGCAUAAUGAAGCUCUUCAUGAUAUUUGACUGUAUUAAGCCGGGAGAUGUCAUCUCAUGAAAGCUUGAUUAAUCUGUUGAUAAAACGGUGGAAAGAGGAACAGGGAGGCAUUGACAAAGUUGCUGCACAUGAGAGACUGUCCAAGCAUAAGGGAUGCUUUUCAUGA
Porites evermanni is the source of this 432-nucleotide messenger RNA. The record is from the annotation of a GenBank genome assembly. Lineage: Eukaryota; Metazoa; Cnidaria; Anthozoa; Scleractinia; Poritidae.